Molecule: messenger RNA, 1623 nt
Organism: Zasmidium cellare ATCC 36951
Lineage: Eukaryota; Fungi; Ascomycota; Dothideomycetes; Mycosphaerellales; Mycosphaerellaceae
Exons: 3
Coding region: 1-1623 (540 amino acids)
Molecular function (GO): catalytic activity
Source: RefSeq, a predicted model, not a curated record
AUGUCGAGCGAGAAGCAAGAUUCAGAGGCAGCGACCUCCCACCGUAUCACUCUCGAAAUCCUGGACACUAUACUAAACGAUUUUGGAGUAUCCAGGGCCAAUGGAAGGUCCACUGUUGAGCUUCGAGGAGCACUUCCAAACAUCGAGCAGACCAAGUCCCAGCAUAUCAACAUGUCACUGAUAGGGGCCGUUCCGUCACUGGCAAAUGCAAUCGUAGCGACGCAGAUCUUCGAGGCCCGCGGAGGAGAUCCUCAAACCAUCGCCAUUGAGCUGCAAAGAUCUCACAACUAUCUCGACCCAGACAUUGGCAUGACGCCCACAAUCAAUGGACAGGAAAUCACACUAGAUCUGAUAGCUGGCAACCCCUUUCUUUUCUCGAUUUAUCAAACUGCAGACGGACGACACGCUAUACCUUCUGCAGUUUAUGUUGACCUGGUAUAUCGCUGGAGCACUUUCCUCCAGUGCUCUGUCAAUCAAGUUGAUGUUGCAGCUGCAAUUCGCACGUGGAAGGCUGCAGAUCUCGAAGAAGCGGCAGAAAAGGCCGGUAUGCCAUUCGCACUCGUACAGAGCGAGGAGACAUGGAACAAUACCGAGCAAGGACAGCAUCUAUCAAGACUUCCGAUUGUGCCAGUUAAGAAGGUCACCUCUGCACCACCGAAACCACUUUCUCCCAAUCCGAAACGUCCUCUCGAAGGCAUAAAACUCCUGUGCCUCACACAUGCCAUUGCAGGACCCAGUUCUGGGAGAACUCUGGCUGAGUACGGGGCUUCUGUCUUGCAAAUAAUGUACACUCAUGGCUACGAGCACCCGUUCGUGUAUACCUAUGCGAACCUGGGCUGCGCAUCCUCAAGGCUGGAUCUAAACAAGAGCAGUGAUCGGGAACAUAUGUGGGAGCUCGUUCGCGACGCAGAUGUAUGGGUCGACUCGUACCGCGGCGGAGCGUUGAGUAAGUUUGGUUUCACUGAUGAGGACCUGCACCAAGCGAAUCCCAGCCUGAUCGUCUCACACGUCCGCCUGUACGGUGAGAGUGGUCCAUGGGCAACCAAACCCGGCUUUGACAUGCAAGGCUCAGCGUCUUCUGGCAUGAUGGCGCUGUGUGGCGGUGGACUGAGCACCCCAGUCUGGCCGCCUGGGCAAGUCAUCAACGACUACACGACUGGGUACUACGGCGCCCUGGCCAUUCAAGCGACUCUUCUCCGACGCAUGAAUGAAGGCGGUGGAUAUCUCCUCAGCCCAUCACUGACUGGCACGGCCAUGUCAAUCGUGAAAUACUACAAAACAGAUAACUUCCCAGACCUAAAGCACAACAGGACCGAGAAGCUGCCACCGCGUGAACUCCAAGGAGCUACAGCACUCGGCUUCUUGAAAACACUGCAGCCGCUGCCGCUCCUCAGCAAGACACCUCUCGAGUACGGUCAGCUCUUACUCUCACCCAUGGGAUCAGACCUGCCAAUCUUUCCAGGCAGUAGAGACUCCUACAAGAUCGAUAGGGUCAUGGCCAAUCUGAAGGAAGACGUAGUGCGUUCAUUCACCACAUCUGUAACGAAGAAGACAGAAGAUCUGAAGCGUAUUGCUGCUGCACAUCACGCGGAGGAAAAAUCCCGGACAGCCCAUAGACUUUGA